AUGUCAACAGACGACGGCGCAAAGCGUGCGCGGGACCUCAAUGACGCCCUGCUCGGGGUACCCGGGUAUGCCGACGACACAAUGUUCUUUGUGGCCCGUUAUGGUCACAAAUGCCAGUCUACACUCCGCAAAGACGAUUUCGAUACCGUAAUUCAGACUACGCAUGAUCUGUCGGUAGCCAUGUCCAAGCCAAAUAGUCAGACGCGUGUUUCUGAGCUUCGCGCCCAGGUCAUGGAGAUUUUGAAGCCGUUUCCCGAGUUGGUACAAGAUUAUGACAGAUUUGCCGCGAGCGCGAGAUCAACUGCCGCUUCUUUGGGAGUCCGAAGGAAAUAA
Molecule: messenger RNA, 333 nt
Organism: Cordyceps militaris CM01
Lineage: Eukaryota; Fungi; Ascomycota; Sordariomycetes; Hypocreales; Cordycipitaceae
Exons: 2
Coding region: 1-333 (110 amino acids)
Source: RefSeq, a predicted model, not a curated record